Molecule: messenger RNA, 2290 nt
Organism: Chelonus insularis
Lineage: Eukaryota; Metazoa; Arthropoda; Insecta; Hymenoptera; Braconidae
Gene: Orc3
Product: origin recognition complex subunit 3
Exons: 13
Coding region: 188-2155 (655 amino acids)
Biological process (GO): DNA replication initiation; DNA replication
Cellular component (GO): nuclear origin of replication recognition complex; DNA replication preinitiation complex; nuclear pre-replicative complex
Molecular function (GO): DNA replication origin binding
Source: RefSeq, a predicted model, not a curated record
UUCUGCGACAGUUGAGACCAGUUCAAAUGACGCUGGUCUUUGUUAAUGUAUUGUGAGGUUACUAUAUUACGUGCUAGUUAAAUAUAUACAAGUUAUCGGCUUUUGUUUAAUGUUUAAAGAAACUACAGAGAUAAAUAUUGAAAGUUUAUCGUGAAUUACUGAAUUGUUAGCAACUAACUUUCGUAAAAUGGAUAAUGUCUCGGUAUCGAAGGGUAUAUUUGCGUAUAAAGGAAAGUACAGAUUAAAUCAGAAGCCGAAAAAAAUUGAUACAAAUCCACUAAUUAACACACCUUGGUAUCGAGCUUAUAAAGAUGCUUGGUCAAUUAUUGAAAAUUCUGCUAAAAAUAUUGAUGUGAAUAUGUCCAAACAAAUUCUAUCGGACGUUAAAAAAUACGUAGAAAAUGCACGUGAUAGUAAUCAAGAUGAAUUUUCUGGUGAAAUAGCUACAGCAAUUUUAUUAACAGGAGUCAAUUUGCCUGAUCAUGGAGAAUUUUUUCGCAAAUUAUCUGCUGCGUUAUCCUUAAUUACUAAGCAAAUCGCAGUAAUUCCAUCGAGAGAUUCCGGAAACUUGAAGACACUGAUGGAGGAAUCGAUAUAUCAGUUAAUAAAUAGUUCUGAUGAUGUUUGCGAGGUCAAGAAAAGUCAAUGUAAUUUUCGACAAUUAAAAUUAUGGUAUUCGGAGAAUUGUAAACCAAACACUCCAUUAGUUAUAAUAAUCCCAGAUUUUGAGAGUUUCAAUCCAAACGUGCUUCGAGAUUUUAUUUCAGUUUUAAGCUCCUACUCAAGAGUAAUAAAAUUCGUGUUAGUUUUCGGGGUUGCAACGACUCUUCAUGCAGUUCACAGAUCUCUAUCUUAUGACGUAACAUCAAAACUUAGAGUUCAAGUUUUUCACACUCAAAAGCAAGUAAAAAGUUUAUCUGAUGUACUAGAGGGAACAGUGUUGUCUGGAAAAUCACCUUUUAUGUUAACAGGAAAAGCGUUUCAAUUGCUUACAGAUAUUUUUUUAUUUUACGAUUUUUCCGUUAAUGGAUUCAUUCAAGGAUAUAAACUUUGUAUGUUUCAACAUUUCUUUGAAAAUAACUUAACGUCACUUUGUUGUGAUCGUUCAAAAAUAAAGGAACGUUUGAAGGAAUUAUCUGCUGAAGAUUUUAAAGAACUUUCAGAGCUGCCAUCAGUUAUUAAAUACCUUGAAAAAUCUAAACAAAACAUAGACUCGAAUAUAAGUGAAAAGGCAAUGAGUUUUUAUUCAGAUAUUUUACAUCAAUUUCACGAUUAUAUUGGAUCUUUUUUUGUAAUUCUCAAGUGCUUACAUUCUCUGACUACUUCAUUACCCGGUGCUCCUUUGGGGAAACAGCUCCGCGAAGUUUAUGCUAAUGCAGUAAUUUGUGAUUUACCGGAGACACCAGAGUACAAAAAAUCAAUGCAGCUAUUAAAUUUCAUGUCGAAAGAAGAAUUAAUUAUUAAACUGCAAACUAUCAUCAGUAUAAUUCGUCAAUCGGAAAAUGUUUCUUUAAAAGAUUUAUUAGCUAGUUUGGGAGAUCAUUUGAAUAUUAUUGAAAAUGCUAGUACAGGAAAAUUUGAGGCAUCAACGAACAAAGUUUUUACUCCACAUGUUGAACUUGAUAGACUUCAAUUUCAGAAUAAAUUAUUUCAAAAUUCACAACAACAAUCUAGAUCACCAUUUAAACAAGCUCAAUUAGAUUUAAUCAAUUAUCUAAAUGAUAAAGUUUUUCCAGUAUUUUUAAAAAAUCCCAAUCGUCUACCGGCUAGUGAGAUAUUUUGUUUUAGUGAUGCAUAUGCAGGGAAACAACAUUUACGUGGAUCUCACCGAGCCGCUAUUCACACGGGAUUAAAUAAUCCUAAAAUUUAUUUAAAUUGUAAUUGUUGUAACUUGGAGAACGAUCAAACAAUUCAACCUACAUUACCUGACCUGAGUAUAGUCUACAAAUUGCAUUUAGAGUCAAGAAAACUUAUCAACAUGUAUGACUGGCUUCAGGCAUUUUUGAUGGUUGUAGAUCCUAAUAAUGAGUCAGAACAGACGGAAGUUGAUCCUGAAAUACAGGCUCGUUUUACUAGAGCUGUUGCAGAAUUACAACGUUUAGGAUUUAUUAAAUCGUCAAGAAAAAAAACAGAUCAUGUCAAACGACUUACUUAAAAUUUAACGAUUAUUUUUUGUUAUUGCAAUAGCAGCGUAUACUUUUUAUGAGUUCUUCAAGUGAAUUAUGACUGAAUAUAUUUUUUUAUGGAAAUGAGUUUGUUAGAUCGCGAAGUAUUAUUUAUUAAAAAAGCU